Messenger RNA from Ricinus communis (castor bean), 1091 nucleotides. RefSeq lists its product as uncharacterized. The record is from RefSeq and is a predicted model, not a curated record. The transcript has 2 exons. Lineage: Eukaryota; Viridiplantae; Streptophyta; Magnoliopsida; Malpighiales; Euphorbiaceae. Bases 302 to 742 code for a protein of 146 amino acids.
UGUGUAAUGUAAGAAAACCCCACCAAUUUCUUGCCUUUCUCAUUACAAAAGCAUUAAAAUAAUACAAACAGUUUUGGUCUCAACUAUGCGUACAUUGUCAUUUUCUUGACAUAUUAAUAGAUUAAUUUCGACUGCACCCACCACCACCACCAGCUCUCUACCUAUAUGUUUAUUCAUUUAUCUUUCUUCUGUCCCCGUGUUCAAGAGUAAAAACUAAAACUCCCCUUAAAGCAUAUUCUCCUUUGCAUACACUUUAUUCAGUUUCUUUUCUUCUUCAUCAUCAUCACCAUCACCAUCAACUAUGACUUCUAUGCUGUGCUCACAAGGUAUGGUUCUUGCCACCGCUAUGGCCGUCUCCGGCACCGUAAUUCUCCUUGCUCUCCGCCUUCAAAAAUCUCUCCCCCCCUCUUUGUUGCCUAUGGAACAACAAAUCCCACAAUCUUCUCAUCAACAACAGGCUGUUCUUCGCUCUUGUAUCUCCUCAGGCAAGAAAACCAAUAAGAAGAAGAAGAAGAAGAGAGUACACUUUGCAGAAGACGUAGUGGAUCCAAGAGGGGAUGGAGAGGAGUUCAGAAGGCAGCAUGGUGCCAUUGUUGUUGCCAAGAAUUCUUCUUCUCCACCAAAAUUCAAGAAAAGUAGUGGUGCUGGUGUUAAAGCAAGAGAAAUGCCUGCAAAUAGAGUAGCUCUUUACCAUGGAAUUCUUAGAGAUCGAGUCAUUCACCGAUUGGCCUACUCCUGUUAAUUGAUUUUUCUUUUUCCCUUUUUUUCUUUUUCUGUAUAAUAUUUUGCAUUUGUUAAGUGAUUUUUAGUCCAAUAGUGUACAUGGUUAAUUAAUUUUCUCUCUUUGUAUUCUUACUUUUUCUUUUUUCUUUUACUAAUGUUACAAGUUGGUAUGAAGGGGAUGGGCCCAUAAUUCUGUACCUGUCAUUGUUUUCUGAUCAGCUAAUUGGAUAUGGAGAACUGGAGAUGAAUCCUCUUGGUAUUAUCAGUAAGAGGAUUAUGUUCUCUAAUUUUUUAGGGUAAUCUAGUUAUUGGAUUCUGUUCACAACUUAAAUUAUAAACAUCAAGAAUUUCUGGCUUUUCUUGCCCCA